GGUCAUUUUGCGCUCGAGGGUAUAAUACCCAUUUGGAGAAACCCUAGCUGCUAAAUGGCCGCCCUUCUUCUCUUCUCGAAUAUCAUCUUCCUCUCUCUCUCGUUCUGUACGUCUCUCCUCCAAAAACGAACAAACAUGAACCCUAGCUCUCCUCUAAAUCGACCGAAACCGCUGCCUCUCUCCUUCUCACUUCUUUUCGUAUUUCGAUCGACCAUCUCCUUCUCCGUUCGUUUCUACUGAAACACGAUGAGAAAGGAAGAAAAGCAAAAUGACAACGACGAGGGAGAAAUGACGGUGGUGGACACCGGUGAUGACGAUCGGACGACGGUAAAGCUAAUAGUUUCAUUUGGGGUUUGCAUGUCGUUUUUGUGUUUUCAAUUGGCGAUUUCGAUUUAUUUGGAUUUAGGGUUCUGACUGUGUUUUGGUUUUUGAUUGUAUUUUUUUUUUGUUUUUGUUUUGAUUCUCGUCGAGAGGAGAAUCAAAAAUGGGGUCAGCUGACGGUGAGGGAUUCUAACGGUCGUGCAAGGGAGAGAAGCCCUCUGUGGGAUUCGAUUUUCUAGGUAAGCUUCUGUUUCUUUUUAUUUUGAUAUUUGGGAAGUUUUAUAGUUCUGACUUUUUUUAUUUGGUUUGGGGUUUCAGACGAGAGGGGUGGAAGUAUGGGAGCCGCCGCCGGCAGUCCCGGGUCUCGCCGACGGCGAUGGAAUGAGUACAGGGCAGACAGACCCUUUCGGAGAAGGAAGGUGUUUUUGUGUUCUUGUUUUGGGAUUAUAGUGGUUAAAGGGAGCCCUCUGUUUUUGUGUGAUGAAAGAGGGAAGUCUCUGUUUGGUAGAGUUUUUGCUUUUUGUUGUCUGUGGAUCAGAGCAGAAAGAAGAAGUGGAGGGGAUGGAAGCUUGUGUGAAAGAAGUAGCAGAAAGAAACUUGAUGAGGGAGUGAAGAAGGAAGAAGCUCUUCCCUUUUUUCCGUCUACUGCCUCUGGCGAGAAAGAACAAGGAUGACGAUGAAGAAGAAGAAAGAAAAAAGCAAGCUCGCUACAGUACCGGUUUGGGUCAGACUGAUCUGUAUUUGGACAGACUUGGCCAGGUUGACUGAGUUUGACUUUUGUUGACCGAAUUGACCAGAGUUGACUUUCUGGGCUUGGGCUAUUUUAUUUUUUAGUUGUAAAUGCAAUUGUAAUUAUAGUUAUUAUGGUUUGUUUUAAUCAAGGUUUCAAUUUUUU
Messenger RNA from Linum trigynum, 1216 nucleotides. NCBI's taxonomy places the organism in Eukaryota, Viridiplantae, Streptophyta, Magnoliopsida, Malpighiales, Linaceae. The record is from the annotation of a GenBank genome assembly.